Molecule: messenger RNA, 1454 nt
Organism: Brassica oleracea var. oleracea
Lineage: Eukaryota; Viridiplantae; Streptophyta; Magnoliopsida; Brassicales; Brassicaceae
Product: ethylene-responsive transcription factor RAP2-10-like
Exons: 4
Coding region: 291-866 (191 amino acids)
Biological process (GO): regulation of DNA-templated transcription
Molecular function (GO): DNA-binding transcription factor activity; DNA binding
Source: RefSeq, a predicted model, not a curated record
UGAGAUUGUUGUCUCUGUUAGAGAGAGAGCGAAAAUAAAAGUAAAGAAAAUAUAUAUGCGAAAGUAGUUAAGAGAUUAGUGUCGGUGGUUUUUUGAACUACUCUUAUGCUGUUUCGUGUUCCUCUCAUCUCUUCUUGGCCCACGUGUUCAUCAACCUCCCUCCGCAUGUAAUCGCUUCGCCGUCAAUAUCACAUCUUCUCUAAAUUUUCCUGCUAGUAUUUAACAAGUCUCUAGAUCGGAAAGGAAGUUGAUUCUUUCGUUGUUUCUUGGAAUCUCCGGCGAAGACCCAUAUGGAGACAGCGAUGGAAGUGGCGGCGGCUGUUCCUACUUCGACGGUUGCGGCGGCGGCGGCGGCGAGGAAGAGGGAGAAACCGUAUAAAGGGAUAAGGAUGAGGAAGUGGGGGAAGUGGGUGGCGGAGAUUAGAGAGCCUAACAAACGGUCUAGGAUCUGGCUUGGCUCCUACUCAACUCCCGAGGCGGCGGCGAGAGCUUACGACACGGCGGUGUUCUAUCUCCGAGGGCCGUCUGCUCGGCUUAACUUCCCGGAGCUUUUAGCCGGCGUUACGGUAGCGGGAGGAAACGGUGGUGGGGAUAUGUCGGCGGCUUACAUAAGGAGAAAAGCGGCGGAGGUUGGAGCGCAAGUGGAUGCGUUAGAAGCGGCGGGAGGCAAUCGUCAUCACCAUCAUCAACAGUAUCAACGUGGUAAUCAUGAUUACGUGGAUGAUGAUCAUAGUGUUAAUCAUAGUAAUUAUCGUCUUAACGAUGGUCAGCAUGAGUGUAGUAGUAAGGAUAAGAGGUGUAACGGGUCAUGGGAAGCAGUCGAUUUGAACAAACUACCCGACCCGGAAACUUCAGAUGACGAUUAGGAAAGGAAUCCACCCAAAAAACACAAAACGUUGUAGAAGUAAGAUUUUUAGAGAAUGUUUUGUCUUUACGAUGCGCGGAGGUUGCUAACAUGCACCUCUUUACCGAGUCUGUGAUUACUGAUUUUACUACUACUAGUGUAAUGUUAGUAUGAUGUUAUGUACAGUGCAAUAUUUAAAAUUCGGAUGGCAACACGUCGGUGAGUGAGUACCAGCAGAAGGAGCAGGAUGCUUAAGGAAACAUAAGUGAGUGUUUCGAGUCAAGUGAUGGAGCAGCAGGGACACAGAGUGUCCUACAGAGCAAAUAUGAUUAGAAAGAUUUCCGAUUGUGGAGACAACACUACCUGUAGACGGAAGAUUUGAACACAUUGUACUUUCUUGUAACGAACAUCAGACCACACCAUCAUUUGGAUCGAACGAGAAGCUCAACGAGCUCUCAACCUUUGCAUCUGCAGCUAAUGUUGGAGAAAGAGAAGAGAUACCAGAGAAGCAUAGGAUGGAGAGACGAGAAUCAGUAGCAAAAGUCCCAGCAAUAAUGUGCACAUUUGCUAUUGUCUCUUAACAAUGUUUUUUACUCUAAAAAUAAUAAUA